Sipha flava (yellow sugarcane aphid) is the source of this 1395-nucleotide messenger RNA. RefSeq lists its product as uncharacterized. The record is from RefSeq and is a predicted model, not a curated record. The transcript is spliced from 6 exons. NCBI's taxonomy places the organism in Eukaryota, Metazoa, Arthropoda, Insecta, Hemiptera, Aphididae. The coding region runs from base 423 to 1181 and encodes 252 amino acids.
UUAACCCCACGGUCAAUAAAUAAAUCGAAACGAUCGGGAAUGGGAUUUUAGUUCCGUAGGUUGUUGUUCUUGUUUGAUUAGGUGUUUUUAUUUUUUUUUCAUCCUUAUCAAUUGCGGAAGACCUGCACUAUCACCCGCCUCGUCUUCAUCGUCGAAGGGUGCAAUCCUCAGGGCGAUAUCUCAUUGAUGUACCGUGGCAGCCCAACAAGUUGAAGUCGUGCGGGGUACGAGAAGUGAAUAUCCUUACAGCCACGCCAUCCAUCCUGUUCCGUUCAACUAGAUUUAAUGGGAUCAACGGAUUGUUGCGUUUAAAACGGACUUCGGUCGGGAUUCAAGGACAAAAACCUGUGAUAGACAAUCAUCGCCAAAUGUCACUGUUCCAUUUAAGUGUCUCUUAACUGUUUCUGUUUGACUCAUGCAUCAUGUCUGUGGAGAAAGAAGAAUGUGAACUCGAACAACUGGUGUCUUCCGAUGAGGAGCCCAGACCGCCUGCGGAUAAUUCACAUAUUACUCCUCCCAUUACACCUAAGCCACCACCUAGAGCACAUUCUCAUAUAGACAGUCGGACUAAGACAAGUGGUUCGAGCAACAAGUCGCAUUCUGUUGAAAGUCAGAAGAAUGAAUGUUAUAAAUCUAGUGUCAAAUUAUCUAGUUCUUCGUCCUCGCAUCAGGAUAAUAAACCUCAAACACAACUCUCCAAAGAUAUAAGUGGUACAAAUCGACUUAUGUGUGUUAAUGAACGAUUAGGACGCAGUUCUUUACAUGACUACAAACCACCACGGCCACCUCCUCCUAAUUUUAGUAAACUGCAAAAUAAAAAAGUGUUCUCUGAACAAACUAUGGACAGAAGUUGCCUACAUCAUUGUUUUUUGUCAGAUGUGACCGAUGUCAGACAAAUGGAGCAAGCCCUUCAACAACUACUCGAAGACUUUCAUUCUGGAAAAUUACGUGCAUUUGGUAAAGACUGCAGUAUGGAGCAAAUGACUGCUAUCCGAGAACAGCAGGAACAUUUGGCGUGGUUGCAUUUUGAAUUGGGCGUGAGACAGGAUGGAUCCACACCUCUCAGCGAACAAGGCAUCGCAAAAGGCACAGAAAACAUGCACUCUCUAAUGGCUAGCCUGGAACAGCUGUCUUUAUCCAUAGAGAAGUUACAUUCAUUCAGCAAUUCAACUUUCGAUUGAAACACAUAACAUUUGUCUAAUCCUUUCAUUGGUACAUCAAUAAUGACUACUCUGUACAUAGUGGAAGGAAUUCAUACAAACAAAAUAAUAAUAAUAAUUAUAAUAAUAUUGCUCAUAUACCAAUCAUUCCAUGGAAAAUUUUACCAAAUUAUCAAUUAUGUAAUUUUUUUCUUUCUUUGUUAAUUGUUAAAUAAAUAUGAAUUUUUAUAAUUGA